Messenger RNA from Porites evermanni, 2456 nucleotides. The record is from the annotation of a GenBank genome assembly. Lineage: Eukaryota; Metazoa; Cnidaria; Anthozoa; Scleractinia; Poritidae.
GCAUUUUGUGUGUUCUUAACGGACGCCAAACGCGGACAACUUCGCGGGAUCGAAGCUCCUCUGUCGCGGUACUCCUCUGUCGACGGGAGUAGAAUAGGCUUAUAAAUCUUUAGCUUACGUCUGUCUCACAUUUAGCAGCAUUUCAUGUGCUACUGUACUGUAUAUUAACUGAUACUUAGAAAGUUUUAUCCGUAUAACCCACGUGUUGGUCUAGCUUUUCCGUUGAAUCAAAGUUUAUCGAGUUAAUGAAUUUCAAAACCCGUGUGAUCAAUUUCUUUUUUAGCUCAAUUAGAUUUCCGACCAUUAUUUGAAAAUCAUUCAAAGCUGCUGCUGCUGUUUCUCUUAAUCGUCUAUGAGUAGUCAACGAGAAUGUUUUGCUAUGUUUUCUUUCUUUCAGAGGUCAAUGCCUAAACGCGGAGGGGUGAUACUUGUCAAGCAUGCUCGAGCAGUGCUGUGCAUGCAGAUAUCUACAAGAGCACCGGUUAGUCACAUUUGGAGAAUUCUAGAAGCUACACAAGCGACUUUUCCGUAAAGUCAUCUCCUUCGUAAUUAAACUUCUAUGUGGUUUGUGACGGUAGUGCUUAAGCGUCGGUAAAACUAUCCAUUGAGCUUUUUCAUGAGUAUUUAAGAACUCGCACAGUGCUCCUUUCAUAAUUUAUAUUAUUUGCCUGUUAAUUGGGCAAAUGUUGUUCUUUUUAGUUGGUGGAAUUGAAUGCAGAAUGAAGUCUUCCCCUAAGAAAAGAAAAAAACUGGUAAAAGUACACAGCAGCAUCCAACAUCACUAAGGUAAGAAACCCUUAUUUUUAUCAAUUAUUGUAUGAAAGACUUCUUUUUUGUUAAUGGCGGGUGGCCUCCCAACGAUUUAUUGUUGUUGUCCUAGGUCACACUUUAACAUUUAUGUGUAUCGUUUGUUAUCCUCCCUUGUAGAAUUAGAGACUAUGUAGCCUGUAUCAGGCUUUCAGAUGGUAUAUUAGGGAAGUGAAUAAAAAGGAAUUCGAAUAAAAGAAGCAACACCUUUUACUAAACAACUAAACGACUGCACUAAUUUGUUGGAGCCUGGAAGAGGCUAGACACUAUAUAGAGUCUGUGCAAAUGCUAUGUCACAAAGCUGUGUAAAACCUAUAUGAAUGAGUUAUUCAUUGCUUUUACCAGAUCCUAUGCUUUUUCCAUGCCAGGACUAUUCUUUUGCAUCAGAAAUGCUAUGUUUUUGGUAGUUAAAUGGAACUUUAUAAAAGCUAUGCAGAUUUUAAACGUGGAGUAGAUGGAGAAAUGACAUAGUUACCACAUAGCCUAGACAUAUUAUUUACUUAGCUUUUUGAAAAAGAUUUCAGACCUCAUAGUAAACUCUUAUAGUCAUGAAAUAACAUUCAAAUAGGAAAAUCAUAGAAAAUAAAUAGCCUUUAUAUACGACUGAAAUAGAGUUUACAUGUAUGUAGUUCAUUUGCAAAAUGGAAUGGGGAACAGUUGACUAAUAUAAGGGUGCAUUUCUUUACUACAACCAAAUUAGGAUUUUUAGUCUGAAAAUGGAUAUUUUGUUGCUUUACUAAAAUCAAAAAAUGGAUUGUUGAUCCUAAUGAUCCACAAUAGAGAUGGCUUGUUUGGAUCAUCUCUGAAACUGGGUACUUUGGAUACAUGAUCUGAAGCGUUUCUUUACUAAUCAUCUGAAAUAGUGUAAACAGCCAGGGGUAACUCGAAACAAUUUAAAUACAUAGAGCAGCUGUUUGAGAACACUGCUCAUCUUUUAAGGAAAUUUUUGAACUCAAGGCAUGGAUUAAAUGAUCGAUUUUAUCCGUUUCAUCAGGUUAGUAACAUCGCAAUACAAACAGGACCUGUAUUGUUCUAGUUCACAAGGACUAAACAGGGCUCGAAAUUGCGACUGAUACAGUCCCCAAUUUCUACCGAAAUUCACAGCUCUGUGACGGCGCAAAAUAUCAGAAGCCCUGACUAUGAGCUGUGUCAUUUACAUUAUACAAACUGGCGACUGAAAAUUUGCAUCUGGCGACUAUAUUUCUCCAGUUGCUCGCUAAAAGGUGACUUGGGGAUUUUUUUAAUUUUGAGCCCUGACUAAAGGUUUCUGUAUCCUUGAAUCACUUUCUAGGAGAUAAAUAAACCGUCUGGUUUGUCCAUAAGAUAGCACCAUCCUUGAGCCCUAUUUACACUACAGAAAAAAAAAUGGGUCCCGACACUUAAAAAAGUUGGUAUGGACUGGAUAUUUUUACCGUGUAAACCUUCUGGACUUGCUUUUUUCUGUUUUUUUUUUGUCAACUAUCCUUGUUAAAACCUUUUUUUGGUUUAGGCUGGUUAAGCUGACGUUGAUUUUGUCACUUAUUGUAAAAACUUGUCCUGAACUAGUCUUUGAAAGACAAACAGUCCUGUCCAUUUUUCUUUUUACAGAAACAACCAAACAUUGGCCACUCUGUCAUAUCAUCAUCCUUGUCUUACCACAGCCAUCUUGA